CGUGGGUUCCGUGCCCCUGUUCGUGCUAAGUCCGGCUCCUGUGCCGGAAGCGGGGAGGGGGGUGAGGAGCGGAGCGAACGCCGGUCACGUGGCACCACUGCGGAAGGAGCGGGAGAGGGGCGGGGCAGGGGGCGGGGCGGCCGGGUCACGAGUGCCGGGCUGUUGCGGCCUCUGCGGAUAAUCCGAGAUGGGGACCUCCCUGGACAUCAAGAUCAAAAGAGCGAAUAAAGUGUAUCACGCCGGGGAAAUGCUCUCUGGUGUGGUGGUCAUCUCUAGCAAGGACUCUGUCCAGCAUCAGGGAGUGUCUUUGACAAUGGAAGGGACUGUCAACCUCCAGCUGAGUGCCAAAAGUGUGGGUGUGUUCGAAGCCUUCUACAACUCUGUGAAGCCGAUCCAGAUUCUCAACAGCACCAUAGACGUGCUGAAGCCAGGAAAGCUCCCCAGUGGCAAGACUGAGAUUCCCUUUGAGUUUCCUCUGCACGUCAAGGGCGGCAAAGUCCUGUAUGAGACCUACCACGGCGUGUUUGUGAACAUUCAGUACAUACUGCGCUGUGACAUGCGGCGGUCCCUGUUGGCCAAGGACCUGACCAAGACCUGCGAAUUCAUCGUGCACUCUGCUCCUCAGAAGGGGAAGCUGACCCCGAGUCCUGUUGACUUCACGAUCACUCCGGAAACCUUGCAGAACGUCAAAGAGAGGGCCUCCCUUCCCAAAUUCCUCAUUAGAGGACAUCUGAACUCCACCAACUGUGCAAUCACGCAGCCCCUGAGAGGAGAGCUGGUAGUGGAGCAUUCAGAUGCUGCCAUCCGGAGCAUAGAGCUUCAGCUGGUGCGGGUGGAGACCUGUGGAUGUGCAGAAGGCUACGCGCGUGAUGCCACAGAGAUUCAGAAUAUUCAAAUCGCUGAUGGGGACAUUUGUAGAAGCCUUUCUGUCCCUCUGUACAUGGUCUUUCCCAGACUCUUCACCUGCCCAACCCUGGAGACCACUAACUUCAAAGUGGAGUUUGAAGUUAAUGUGGUGGUCCUUCUUCAUGCUGAUCACCUCAUCACGGAGAAUUUCCCACUGAAGCUCUGCCGGACCUAGUCCAGUCAUCUGCUCACACGUGGACGUCUAUCCGGUCAUCUGCUCACACAUGGACAUCUAUCCAGUCAUCUGCUCACACAUGGACGUCUAUCCGGUCAUCUGCUCACAUGUGGAUGUUACAUAAGUCAUCUGCUCACAUGUGGACGUCUAUCCGGUCAUCUGCUCACAUGUGGAUGUUACAUAAGUCAUCUGCUUGGACACCACCCCUGGCAGCAUAUAUUUUCAUGAUUUCUCCUCAUUGCCUCAAAGCUUGCUUCCUUCAGGAGCCUUGCCUCAGGCCUAUCCUCUGGCAUGCAACAGGAUUUCCUCAUGUGUGUUGUAAGAUCAUGGAAAGCAUUUCCGACAGCUCCAGAUGUGCCUGUUUCUCUUUAGGUUCAGUAAAGCAGUUGUGUCUGCAGCUGAGAUCUGCUGGCCAGUGAGACCAUGGAGGCAGAAGGAACCCCUCUCCAGCUUGCCCAGACUCCUGACAGCAAAGGGUUAGCAGCCAGCAGGCUCAUAGGUUGAAUCUGUGAUGCCGUCCAAGGAGACAGUGACUUCCCCUGGAAAUGUGGAGCUUUUUCAAAACCUCUUGAGUUCUUGAUAAUGUUUCACUAGAACUUCACAUGUUUUAGGGAACUAGGAAAAAACAACAAAUAGCCUUGUUCUCAUAGGCGUGAGGGCAUCUGUGAAUGGCGGCUGGUGCUGGAGUUUCUGUCGAGCUGGCGUGCACACUGGAUGCUGCCAUAUUCCCAGGACAUGUUGAAAGGCAAGGCGGUUGCAGAGGGGAGAAUGCAUAUUGGCUGCUCGUUACUAGGUGAUUGCUGAGUGACAGGAGACCGUGCUGAGGAAGGAUGAUGGACUUGGCCUGUCCCUGACCCUGAGGGGCCUGUGCUUUGAGCAGGUUUGGCCUGCAGUCCUUUCCCUCAGCCUCACACUGAGUCAGACCGUGUGGAGACAGUUGUAAUCUUGCUGCUGUUCUGGUGGACCACUGUUAGUGAGCAUCUGCACACUGGCUGGCCUGCCUUCACAGCUUCGGGGACAGGCCUAGGCAAGGCGGGCCAGAGUGACAGCCUCCUGCCCUGCCCCUCUCCUGUGACAGCUGGUGGGAACUGGGGCUCCCCAGGAAAACUGAGGAGACUAGCCGAGUCACCAGACAGUGGGUUCCCAGACAAUGUAUUUUUUUUGAUUUGUCAAUUUUUACGCUUAUAUCACAAUACUUAUCUAUCCUUGAUGAAUUUAAACAAAAUCAAGUAGCCAAAAUGGAAGCCAUACUUUCUGAUCAGUUUGCAAGGAAAAGUCAUCUCUAAUGACAAUUUUUUUUAACAAAUAAAGAAUGCUAAGCAGCUUUUUAAAAUGG
This is a messenger RNA of Onychomys torridus (southern grasshopper mouse), 2417 nucleotides long. RefSeq names its product VPS26 endosomal protein sorting factor C (gene Vps26c). Gene Ontology annotation, cellular component: endosome. The coding region runs from base 188 to 1081 and encodes 297 amino acids. Gene Ontology annotation, biological process: intracellular protein transport. The record is from RefSeq and is a predicted model, not a curated record. The transcript is spliced from 8 exons. Lineage: Eukaryota; Metazoa; Chordata; Mammalia; Rodentia; Cricetidae.